This is a messenger RNA of Penicillium diatomitis, 2154 nucleotides long. RefSeq names its product putative Rho GTPase activator (Rgd1) (gene rgd1). NCBI's taxonomy places the organism in Eukaryota, Fungi, Ascomycota, Eurotiomycetes, Eurotiales, Aspergillaceae. Gene Ontology annotation, cellular component: cytoplasm. The record is from RefSeq and is a predicted model, not a curated record. Gene Ontology annotation, biological process: signal transduction; regulation of GTPase activity. Bases 1 to 2154 code for a protein of 717 amino acids. The transcript has 9 exons.
AUGGCGCAUUUCUCACCCUCGCUCCAACGCUCCACGUUAGUGGCUGUGUGGCUGCUUCCCAUCACGACCUGCCAUCUCAUCUUCUGGAAAUUUCCCAUCCUCUUCUUUUCGGCCCGCAAAGGCAUUAUCAGUGACCAUGUCCGAUCCAACGCCGCUGGACACAACUGCACCUCCGGGGUCGUCAGAUCUCCCCCCAAUAGCGCCGGGCGCUCCUCUGGCUCGGCGGCCGACCAGCCCCCAUCACAGGCACAGUCACAGUCACAGCCUGUGGCUGCGAUCUCCGAUGAGCUCAAGGCUCGUCUGGACAAAGUCAUCUACUCAGAGAUCGGAGUCACCACCCUUCUUGCUCGGCUGAAGCAAAGCGUUGCCUCCGCCAAGGAUUUCUCUUCUUUCCUGAAGAAACGAGGGGCUCUGGAAGAGGAGCAUGCUCAGGGGCUUCGCAAGCUGUCGCGCGCGAUCAGUGAUGCUGCGCAACGAACGGAGAACCGACAGGGUACUUACAGUGCCAGUUAUCGAGAUAUUCAUCGCUUGCAGGAACGAAUGGCCGAUCAUGGGCUGCAAUUCUCCGUAUCCCUGCAGCAGAUGGCCGAUGACCUGCACGAGUUGUCCAACAACAUUGAACGGGGCCGGAAACAAUGGAAGCAAACCGGACUGGCGGCCGAAAAGAAGGUGAUAGAUGCUGAGACUCAGGCCGAAAAGGCCAAGGCGAAGUAUGAUUCGCUGGCUGAACAGUAUGAUCGGGUUCGCACGGGUGACAAGACCGGUGGGAAAUUCGGCUUGAAGGGUCACAAAUCAGCAGCGCAGUAUGAAGAGGACCUCUUGCGCAAAGUUCAAAAUGCGGAUAGCGAUUAUUCCGCGAAAGUGCAGGCGGCUCAGAUUGCACGACAAGAACUGCUGUCCACUCACAGACCACAGACUGUGCAUAACCUGCAACAGCUAAUUGCAGAGUGUGACUCAGGCUUGACGUUGCAACAACAAAAGUUUGCUGCUUCUGGGCCAGGGUCUAUGCGUUUAUCCCAUGAACUCGGGCAAUGGAUCUGUCCCCCCAAGAGUCUGGCCGAGGUGGUGCGUCAAGUAGAUAACCAGAAAGAUUUCCAUGAAUUUGUGCUCAGCCACGAGGGGCAUCCGGGUGCAAUCACCGGACCUGAGGUGAAAUAUGAACGCCAUCCUACUCUGGGCGGCGGCCCACCGGCCGCGGCGUCGGCCGCCGGUCAACCACCCCAGACGAGUACUCAAGCAAAGCGUCAAUCGACGUUGCCUCAGAACUUCUCACAGCAAAAUCUUCCACUCGCACCUUCACAGCCUCAUCCAGCUGCCAGUACCGGAAGCUUCCAGCCACUGCCUUAUCCGACCCAAUCCGAGCCAGUGACAGCGCCAUCCGUUCAACCACCUUAUCCUGUUUCAGCUCCUCUUGCCCACGAAGCAACCUCAACGCCAUCUGCACCAGCUCCAGUACCAGUGUUAGCAGCAGCGACAGGACCUGCAGCCGCAACACCACCAGACAUGGGUCAGCGGCACUCACGCGGGCAGGGAGCGCCAAACCUGCCUGCCCUCAAUCCAGUGUUUGGCGUUCCAUUGAAUGACCUGUAUGAGCGGGACAAGACGGCGGUGCCUCUCAUUGUCUACCAAUGUUUCCAGGCGGUGGAGCUUUUUGGCCUCGAGACCGAGGGCAUUUAUCGACUCUCUGGCAGCGCAAAUCACAUCAACCACUUGAAGGCGCUGUUCGACAACGACGCCUCUUCGGUUGACUUCACCAGCCCUGAGCACUUUUUCCACGAUGUCAACAGUGUGGCGGGUCUGGUGAAGCAAUUUUUCCGCGAGCUGCCCGAUCCUCUCUUCACUUCAGAGUAUUACUCUGACUUCAUCGAUGCCGCUAGAAUCGAUGACGACACUCAACGGCGUGACCAGUGCCACGCGCUCAUCAACAACCUCCCAGACGCUCACUAUGCGACUUUGAGGGCUGUGAUCCUGCACUUGAACAAGGUGCAGGAGCACUACACCUCGAACCGCAUGAACGCGGGAAAUUUGGCCAUCUGCUUCGGGCCAACGUUGAUGGGUGCCAACUCUGGCGGCAACAUUGCCGAUGCUGGCUGGCAGGUUCGAGUGAUCGAGACGAUCCUCAACAACACCUUCCAGAUCUUCGAUGACGACUAG